AUGUCAAACCACCAAGAUUCAAGUGUCUUUCGUCUGUCUCCCAAUGGCCAGCUGUACGAGUCGUUCUGCGUGUUCUGCCCGCUGGACCGGCUGGACAGCCUGUCGCUGCUGCGCGAUGAGGACGUGCUCGUGGACUGGUCGCGGCCCAUCUUCCUCAACUUCACGCACGAGGCCAUCAUGGGGCGCAUCCAGGACUUCUACAAGGACCGCGGCACGCUGGACAAGGUGUGCGGCGACGUGUACGUGUGUGACGGCGAGGUGCAGGACCAGGAUUUGCACAGCUCACCCCUGCUGGACGCGGCCAUGCACGAGCUGCGCUCCGAGCACGCCAAGGACAUCCACGGGCUGUACCCGGCCAACGACAUGGAGUGCCUGGAGGUGUUCGAGAAGCUGCUGCACGCGCUGCCCUCGUACGGCGUGUUCUCCUCGUCGGGCGAGCUGGCCGCCUGGAUGGUGCAGAGCUACUACGGAGCCAUGUUCUCCAUGCAGACCCGCCCCCAGUUCCGACGGAAGGGCUACGGCACGCACCUCGCUCAGUCUCUCACCAAGCUCGUGAUCCAGCGGGGCUACAUCCCCUUCGUCAUCAUCCGUCCCGAGAACGAGGCCUCGCUGAGCCUGUACCACAAGCUGGGCUUCCGCCGCGCCUACCGCACGGUGCGCGCCGUGCUGCACCCGCUCGACUGGCCCCGGGGCGCCGACGACCUGAGCGCCAGCCUCAUGGACCCCGUCGUGGAGCCCCUCAGCAUCGUGGCGGCGGUGCUCCCGGACGUCGCGGCCGUGCCGGUACCCAUCGAGUUCGUGGACGUGCCGGCCGCCUUCGCGGACGCAGAGCACCCCGCCGAACAGCAGGCGGCCGACGCGCUGCCCGACAUCCCCGCGCCAGAGGAGUUCCGCCACGAGGGCGACGCGACGCCUGACGGGUUCCUGGCCGACGCGGUGCCCGCCAUCCCUGCCCCGGAGGCCUUCAGGAAAGUCUUCACGUCCGAAGUGUUCCGCAAGCUGCCCGACCUCGCGCCACCCGAGUUCAUCAUCGGCACCCUGGAGGUGCUCGCCAAGGAGCAGCCCGUGGUCGCGGCCCCCGAGGCCUUCCGGAACGAGGCGGACGCGGUGGCGCACGCGGAGAACGGCGGCGCGCCGGACGAGGCCGAUCAGGCCAACCAGGAGGCCAACAUCGAUUCGGCCGGCGAGGAGUCUCCGCACGUGGCCGUCGUGGAGCUGGCGGCCCCGGCGGCCGAGUAACUGAGCGUGCGGAACGUAACUAGAGCAAGCGGCGCUGCUUGUGUUGGCGCCAACUAACGCUAGCUAGGGCGAUGGUGCUGGUUAAUGUAGUGUAGGUAUCGCGGGUGCGUCGGGGUGGGGAGCGGAGAGCUGUCUCUGCCGGGAGCGUGCUGUGCCGAGAGGAACGUCAGCCAGGGUGUUGUUAUUGUGUCAAGAAGAAGUUAACUGUAGGUAGUUAGGGUGAUGGAUCUGCCCGCGAAACAUCUUAGUGGACAGCACGAGCAUGGGUCCAUAUUCGACGGGUUGAGCGUUGCCAUUAUAGUUACUCAGGAAAACAGGGAAGGGGCCGACACGACUGGCUCCAAUAGCUUUAGGAGUGAUAGGCGUGCAGCUUGACCAAUGCACGUACCUCGUUUAUCAGUAUCCAAAUCUUAGGAUGUGAGUUUGAUUUUCUUUUCUUUACCAAAGAACCGUUUCUAUUCCGGUAGGGUUUUAAUUCGACGACUCCAGAGGAUUCCCCGUCGAUAUAAUAGAUGCAUACAAACUCAUUGCGCGGUCUGUGAUAAAUUAGAAAUAAUUUGUAUGGUCUUAUUGCACAAAACUACCGUUUUAUCUGUCUCGUAGUUUUUACCCAUCAUUGUAUGCAUCUCAUGUGAGAAAUAUGAAGUAGUAGAGUUUUUGAUUAAUGUUCCCGCCGACCAGAGACCGACUCCCCGACGCACCCGUAGUCAUUAAGUAAGGGGACAUCGUCGUCCUUUUGUAUUAUGAUUUAUUUUAAUUAUUAUCGUAUUUAUUCGUAGGACGCCUGCUCAGCACAGCUGUUUGUAAACAGCCUGCGCUAGUGCGCCCUCACUCUUAAUCCAAUGAUCUCUACUUCCGUUUUCAUCCCCUUCAUAUGUUAUUUGAAGGUUCUCAAAUGCCUAAGUCACCGUGCGGCAAAGAAGGUCACCGGAAUACUUAUUUCUUUAUUCUUGUUUUCCUUUUUCAUUUCCUUCCCCAUUACGUCAGUGCGGCGUUGAGCGAGACGCAUGCCGGGCCCGCCCACCUCACGGGCGCGCAAGUAAAUAGAUCCGCCCCCGACUUUUCGUCCCUCGGUAAUGUAUGGAAAGACGUUCCUCCUUUCCUGUCGUUGCUGGGCAAACUUAACCUGAAUAGUAAUCUGUCCCGAUCCGUUGACUGGGACUUGUGUAGAACUGGUCCGCACGGAGACUGCGAAUAAAGUUUGUGAAGUGUGUAUUUUCUGUGAGAGACGUGUUGAGGAGAAGUAAGCGUCUUUGAUCCAAGCGGUCGUUUUUUUCUUUGUUUUCAACAAAUUUUGACUAUUAUUGUCAGCACCGUUCCAUCGCAUUUAAGCACAUUGGUGAACCGUACCUAGUACUUCUGGGCGGGUGUGGUGCUGACACCGCCGCACUUCCUAUUUAUCGAGAGUGAUUACCUACUAUGCACUCGAACCUUUAUCUGGCUGACUUUAGCGCAGAAAAUGUAGCGUUGUGUAGAAGUGCCCAUGACAAAGGGUGACGGCCGUAAUCAAUGGCAUAUUUGCGUAACUAUUGUAGUAUGGAUCUUUUAUACAUUCUUAUUACUAGUAGUUCAUAUCACGAAUUUCUAAGUAAUUAAAUUGUAAACGAGUAUGUGGCCUGCAAUCGUGGAUUGUUAGCUGAUGACGUGAAUAUUAUUGGUAGGAUGAUACUGUGAAAUGUACCUUCAACACUGUUUGAAGUCAUGCUUAAUUUUUAUGAAUUUGCUGCAAAUUUUAUUUUUCAUUUUUAUUGGAUCGAAACAGCACUGCGUAAGAAGUGUUUAUUGUUGUUAUUUCGAUAUCCAACUCUAAGCCUACGACCUAUUUUCAGUGAGAAGUUUUUGUAGCACCCCUUUUUGGUACGGGUACGUUCCUUGAGAAUAUUUUUUCUAAGUCUUUGGAAGUCUUCCAUGCAGUAUUUUCUUUUCAAUAUCUUUUGUCCUCUAGGCGACAGUGCUGUAGCGUGACAUGCAGUUUAGGGGUUUCUUAAGGUGUGUUUCGCUAUCGACCCGGGGGGCCUCGGUGCAAGUAGUGUGCGCCCAGAUUCCAGCCCGAAUGCCCCGCUUUGUCGCUUCGUAUUACACUGCUAGAGGUGCCAGGCGGUCAGUUCCGGGCUGGUCGGUUUUGAGCGAGUCUUUUCCAGUCCGAGCCAGUUCAGCUGCGAGCGAGUCUGCUCGAUGGGUCAGCUUCUCGCAGUAGUUGGCUCCCAGCGAGUCGGCGCGCGGUUUUAGAACAUUGCUCUGCUGCUCACUCUACCAAAGGGUCCCAUUAGAUUGGCUCCCCACACUUUCAAGCUGUUCGCUAACGCUCUAGGUCCGCCUCUCUUUCCUCCCGCACCGUGAGCGGUCAGACCAGACGGCGAAGGUUGCUGCUGGUGCUUGUUGCGUUGUCCGAAACACUGCUGGCAGCAACAGCACGGAACUAGAACUGGGCACGCCCCUACGCUCAGCUGGAGUGGUGAGGCGUCGCCCUCCCGGGGCCACCGCAGAGCACCGAAGGGGUGCAUGUGAAAAAAAACAAAACAUUAUAAUACCUCGCUUUCCCUUCCAUUCUGUGUCUCUAUUCGCUGUUUCGUUUGUUAUUUUGGUGGAACCCAUCUCGAAUGUACGAAUUUUGUUGACCUGCUUAAAAUUGCACAUCGUUUUCUGUGAUAAUAAAAAAAUAAAAAAAACUUAUGGCCAUAA
Frankliniella occidentalis (western flower thrips) is the source of this 3921-nucleotide messenger RNA. RefSeq lists its product as uncharacterized. The transcript has 5 exons. The record is from RefSeq and is a predicted model, not a curated record. Bases 1 to 1239 code for a protein of 412 amino acids. NCBI's taxonomy places the organism in Eukaryota, Metazoa, Arthropoda, Insecta, Thysanoptera, Thripidae. Gene Ontology annotation, molecular function: acyltransferase activity, transferring groups other than amino-acyl groups.